Molecule: messenger RNA, 1311 nt
Organism: Cyclocybe aegerita
Lineage: Eukaryota; Fungi; Basidiomycota; Agaricomycetes; Agaricales; Hemipholiotaceae
Source: the annotation of a GenBank genome assembly
AUGUGCUGUCUCUGGGAAGAGAACAUCAAGAAACUCGCAGAUGCUGGAGGUCUUGAAGCCUGGGAGUUGCUUUCAGAUGACGAGAAGGAUCAACAAGAUCAGGAAACAUACAAUCGACUAUGCCGAUGUCUUGGCAAUGAAGCAUGGGAGAAACUUUCAACUGAGGCAAAGGAGGAGGCAGCGCUCUACAUCUGGACAGGAUGCUGCAUGCACAAGGAGAUGAAUGGGACAAAGGGUGGGGCAACUCGCAUGGGAGGGUUCUGGUCUUGGAACAAGAUCCCAGGGCCACUCAAACUCUUCAAUCACGAUAACGCUGCUGCAGUUGCAGCUGGCCCAUCAACUGCCCAUGAUCAAGCAAUGGAUGUCUCACAAGGAGGGGCAAUCAAGUUGGCAUUGCUUGCAGGAAUGCUUUUCAAUCACAAGGACAACAAGAAAGGCUUACAAGACACAUACCGAAUCUACUUUGAGUGCUGCUUGGGGUACGCUGUUCACUUUCCAGACACAAGGAACACCCAUUUCCAAUCCCACCUCCAGGGAGCCACUGAGCUCCUCAUCCACCUCCCACUGUAUAUCGAUCUUAUGUUGGAGGUGAAGGAUAACAAGGAGAAGGGGAACUUCAAUCACCUGGAGCUCAACAUGUUCAAUGGUCUCCAUGACACACCUACUCUCAUGGAAAUGGCUGCACUCACCCUCUAUCUCCUCACUAUCAGCUAUUCCUACAUGCGUGUCGUGCGCGGCUCUGGGGAGCAGAGGAUUAACACCCUGGACCUUGUUCCUCUACAUGACAAAGUGAAGAAUCAUUGCCAGGCGGUGAUUGACAAUCCAGACCUCUUAUUGGCUCAAGACGCAUCAUUCGAAACUGGGUCCUUCGAUGGGAAGCCUUGGGAACGUGCAGAUGCAUUCUACACGGUCCAGAGGAUGGUGCCAACCCUUCCCUACUUACGCGGGUGCCUCAUUGACUUCUUUGAGGGUGCGCUUGAGACUUGGGAACAAUUUGGGUUGGAGUUUGAGAAGGGCAGGCCUAUCAAUGGCAUGACUGAAGAACAAAAGAAGAGAUUAUUCACCAGCGCAACAAAUGAUCACAACGAAGGUGCUCUCAGCAAAUUAUGCACUGAUCUCCGAUGUGCCCCCAAUAUGUCACUGACUUGCUGGAAUGCUGGGACAAUGUACAAAUGCAACAGGACACAUGGGUUCAUGAAGAAGAUCCUAACACAGAAGCACAAAGCCUUCCUAUGCAGCGAGGUCCAUCGCCUCGAUUCCUUGAAAUUGGAUCAGCAACGUCGUCAAAAGCAAGCUGAAUAUAACCAAUGA